ACAAGUGGCUCAAGCAGCUCUCCAGCUCCAAUCGAGAGAAACAUCGCUUCCACAUCAAGCCCUACUAUAGCAGCUGAGAGCAGCAGCGGGGAUGGCUCACUAUUCUCCGGUCUGUUUGCCGGAAAUCCAUAUUUCAGUGCCGGUUUCGGAUUGAUGAUCUUUGGUGCAGCAUUGGCAGCCUCAAGAAGAGGAAUAACGACAGCAGCAACACAAGCACAAAGAAGGCUACUCGUUUCACUAGAAAUUCCAUCAAAGGAUAAAGCUCAUCCUUGGUUUUUGAGUUGGAUGGGCGCUCAGGCUAAAGCACAGGCAAUGCGGGAAGCUGGAUUGCUACCACAUCAGAAAGAGAGUAUUGGCGAGUUCUUAGGGAUACGAUCGAAGAGACAGCAGCAACUAGAGGCAGAAGGAAGCUCGUCCAGCUCUAGCACUGUGGAUGACCCACUAAGGACUGGAAAUCACCGGGCAAGUCCGAUCCGCAUUUAUAGUCAUGAACUCAGUGUAGAAACGAUGCAAGCCAACUUGAAGAAGCCCAACGCUUCAUCAGCCAUAAUGCAACAGCAAUCACUACAAAUGGAAGCUGGUGGGCAGAGGGAUACAUCACGCGAUGCUAGAUUCGCAUUUGUGCCAGGACCGGGAACGCAUUGGUUUAGAUAUAAAGGAUGUUGGAUGCGAUUCACACGUGAAAGGAAUGGACGGAUGAUUGAUCUGACAACGGGUGCACCUUGGGAAACGAUUACACUUACAACCCUUCGAUCGCAUCAACACUUAUUCACUGAGCUAUUAGCUGAAGCACGACAAUUGGCAUUGACAUCCAGCGAGGGGAAGACGACAAUCUAUACCGUUUGGGGAACAGAAUGGAGGCCGUUCGGAUUACCAAGGAGAGCAAGAGAUUUGCAAAGUGUAGUCUUGGCACGUGGCAAGCGUGAUCGAAUCGAAAACGAUGUCAGAAGGUUUAUGCAGCGUGGGUGGUGGUAUGCAGAACGUGGGAUACCGUAUCGAAGAGGAUAUCUGUUGCAUGGAAGUCCAGGAAGCGGUAAAUCAAGCUUCAUCUUUGCUUUGGCUGGAUCUUUGGAUCUUUCAAUUUGCUUACUCAAUUUGUCGGAAAGAGGUCUGACAGAUGAUAAGCUCAACUUCUUGCUCUCCAACGCACCGGAACGCUCGAUUCUUUUGCUAGAGGAUGUUGACAGCGCCUUUUUGGGCAGACAAAGGGCGGCUGAAUCAGAUGGAUACCAGGCAAACGUAACUUUCAGUGGCUUGCUCAACAGUCUUGAUGGAGUUGCAAGUUCAGAAAGCAGAAUCAUCUUUAUGACGACCAAUCAUGUUGAGCGUUUGGACCCAGCCUUGAUUCGACCGGGAAGAGUAGACUACAUCGAAGAACUAGGAGAUGCAGAACCAGAUCAAGUGGAAGAUCUGUUUAUGCGAUUUUAUGGUCCAAGACAAUUACGCAUACAGUCUUCUGUAAGCGAAGAUCCUGCAUCGGCUUUGGCGAAUGAUGAGAACCCUAAAUUGAAGGAAGAUCAAUUACGACCACUUGCGCAAAGAUUAGCACAGCUUGUUGAAUCGGAGUCCAUUCGAAGAAGAAGGGCUUUAGGCUUAGAUGAUGCAGGUCGAUUUGCAAGCAAUCCAGGGGAAGAAGGUUCAGCGUCUAGCACACUCGAUCAAAAGGAGUCAGAUCGUCGCUUGAAGGCAAGCAAGGCUAUGCGUUUGCAGCCUGCGGCACGUGGUGGUGUCAGUAUGGCUGAAUUGCAAGGAUUAUUCAUUCAGAAUCUCGAUGAUGGACAAGCAGCGGUCAGUAUGUUU
This is a messenger RNA of Meira miltonrushii, 1800 nucleotides long. RefSeq lists its product as uncharacterized. The transcript has a single exon. Gene Ontology annotation, cellular component: mitochondrial inner membrane. Gene Ontology annotation, molecular function: ATP binding; ATP hydrolysis activity. The annotation marks the transcript as partial. NCBI's taxonomy places the organism in Eukaryota, Fungi, Basidiomycota, Exobasidiomycetes, Exobasidiales, Brachybasidiaceae. The record is from RefSeq and is a predicted model, not a curated record. Gene Ontology annotation, biological process: mitochondrial respiratory chain complex III assembly; protein insertion into mitochondrial inner membrane from matrix.